Messenger RNA from Lacerta agilis (Sand lizard), 1530 nucleotides. It is a transcript of the gene BPIFC, whose product is annotated as BPI fold containing family C. Lineage: Eukaryota; Metazoa; Chordata; Lepidosauria; Squamata; Lacertidae. Bases 100 to 1530 code for a protein of 476 amino acids. The record is from RefSeq and is a predicted model, not a curated record. Gene Ontology annotation, molecular function: lipid binding. The transcript has 15 exons.
CAAGCUCAUCUUGUACUCACUUGACAUAGGAUCUACAACCCAUAUUUGGUCCCAUGUGUCUUAACAGGUUUCUAUAAAGUAAGCAAAGAGAAGGAGACAAUGAAAGUUUGUGGCUUUUUGUUCCUGUUGAGCUUGUUCACUCCCUGGCUUGAUGCUAAGCCUGGAAUCAAAGUGAAGAUCACACAGAAAGGUUUGGACUAUGGAAAACAGCUUGGAAUUGAUUUCCUGGAGCAAAGAAUAAAGGAACAAACCUUUGCGAAUGUGAGCGGCCAAGAGACAUAUGGAUUUGGUGGCGUUGACUACACGAUUUCAGAGAUAAAAGUUGAUGCUGUUGAAUUCUCAAAUGCAUCAGUGUCUCUGAUACCUGGGACUGGGAUUAACCUAGAGAUCAAGGAUGCUACAGCAACGGUCACUGCACACUGGAGAGUAAGGUCCUGGCUGUUCAGAAAUUCUGGAAAAAUGACAGUCCUCAUUUCGGGUGUAUCGCUCUCAGCUGUUCUGUCAGUGUCUCGGGACAAUGCAAGUCACCCGGUGCUGUUGCUUGAAAGCUGCGAGGCAAAAGUUGAUGCUAUUCACAUAGAACUGGAUAAAGAUGCUAGCUGGUUGUAUAAAUACUUCGUUAAUCAUCUGGAAAAGCCUACCUGUGUCAGUCUGAGCAACAAUAUGUGCCCAUUCAUCCGUUUUGAGAUCGAAAAGAUUAAUGCAGAAAUGAGAGAACACAAAGUCCAAGCCCAGAUUGAUUCUUUUGCACAAGUAGACUACUCGCUGGUGAACUCUCCGGUGAUCUCUGACACAUCUAUUAACUUUGAUAUAAAGGGAACAAUCUCCCCAGUGGGAAAUGACCUAGAGACUCCCUUCAAGCCUGAACCAUUCAAUAUCCCAGAGGAGAAUAACACCAUGCUCCAUAUAGGAAUCUCAGAAUAUUUCUUGCAGUCUGCUUCACUCGUUUAUUACGCUUCUGGGGCCUUUGAUGUCUCUAUUGCGAAGGAGCUUUCCUCUUACUUCAGAUUAACUACAAAUUCUUUCGGCACCAUUAUCCCUAAGAUUGCCCGUUCUUACAAAACACCACGCCCAGUAACCCUGGAUCUAAAACCAACGGCAGCCCCUGUGAUCAGACUGCAUAAUGGCAGCACUGUUCUGGAGAUUGCUGGUUCUAUGGAGGUGUUGGUAGUCCUGAAGAAUUCAACCACCCAAUCCAUGUUCACCUUGAGCAUAACUGCCAGAACCCAUGCCAGCCUGAAUAUAUUUGAACAGAAACUGAUACCUUCUCUAUGUCUGGACAGUUUCCACCUAUCCUUGACCCACUCCAAUGUUGGCUUCUUCAAGGUUUCACUUUUGAAGAACUUCAUGUCUUACAUUUUACGGAAUGGAGUAAUACCAGCAGCCAAUGGUAAACUGAAGGAAGGACUUCCUCUCUCUAAAAUGGACAGCAUGAUGCUUGUGGAACCUGUUGUUACAGUUCACCAGGUUUUACCCCAGGACGUAUACUGCCAUGGGGGCUGGAUUAAAUUGAUGGGCGGACCAGAUUAG